Messenger RNA from Protopolystoma xenopodis, 531 nucleotides. NCBI's taxonomy places the organism in Eukaryota, Metazoa, Platyhelminthes, Monogenea, Polystomatidea, Polystomatidae. The record is from the annotation of a GenBank genome assembly.
AUGUUACCUCGCUCUGAUGAUGUCCGUCAUGACGGACGAAAGCUUAGCAUCUUUUCACCGGAAUCGAAUGAGAUUGCCUCGGAAACAAUUGAAUAUUCCAGUAAAGCCAAUCGACAGCUGGUCAAGAGGAAUCCGCCGUCGUCUUCUGGUGGAACCGACCUUCAAAUCUCUUUACCCAACACUUUCACUCGAAAUGGAAAUGACUAUGAAUUGAAGGGACAACCUGCAGCUCGAUGCCAUCUUAGUAUCUUCUGGCAAAUUGUCAGUAAGACUUGUGAGUUUCACCAUUAUUUCUCUCCUGCCAUCCUCACUGUUAGGCAACGCAUAGUUCAAGCCUUCAGAAAGGACUUCCUUAGUGUUAUUAUCAAAUGCUCUUUGGGACAGGUUUAUCACUCUAUAUCCUAUUCUACCUCCCUCCAUUACGUCUGCCCUUACUGUUUCCAGAUAACUCUUCGUCCUUAUUCUUAUACCCAAAUCCCUAAGCUUUUAAUUGUGUUUUGUCCUCACCUGUUAAAAAACAAUAUCGUAUAA